CAAGAGGGGAACACACAACGGACAGGAUACAGCGCAGCCAUUCACAAGUGGAGCACUGCUCAAGGAGGACGAGAAGCGCUGUGCUGCUCGACUUCUAGCUGUUUCUUUUCUCAGCAUUCAGGAGAAGGAAUUAAGCAUGUCAAAGACAGAAGAGAGGUUACCUUCUACAACGUCUAUAAACUCAGUCUCAACAGAUGGCAAUGGUGUCUCCCCGACAGGGUCGGUCUCUGAAGCACCCAGAAAAUCAUCUAAAAAGUCCAAGAAAACCACUGAGAACAUGACCAAAGUCUACAACUCUGUGCUUGAAAGUGUUUUUGGGGCGGAGAGAGAAUUGGCUCAGGCUGAGCUGGACGAGUUGCAAGACGCCUUCAAAGAGUUUGACUACGACCAAGAUGGAUACCUGAACUACAAGGAUGUGGCUGAAUGCAUGAGGACCAUGGGAUACAUGCCCACGGAGAUGGAACUGCUGGAAAUAGUACAGCAAAUCAAGAUGAGAAUGGGCGGCUUAAUGGACUUUGAAGACUUUGUUGAGCUGAUGGGACCCAGGAUGAUGGGAGAGACUGCUCACAUGCUGGGACUCAAGGAGCUCCAGUCGGCCUUUACUCAGUUCGAUCUCGAUGGAGAUGGAAAGAUCAACCAGGAUGAGUUGAAGGAGGCGAUCAAGUCGAUGCUGGGGGAGAAGUUGAAGAAAGGCGAACUGGAGGAGAUCUUGAAGGAGCUGGACAUUAACGCAGACGGAAACAUUGACUUUGAAGAGUUUGUGAUGAUGCUCUCCAUUCGCUAGCUGCUGAAACAACAGACAACAAGGACAGGACACACUACGAUGUCUCGAUCAUUCCCCCGGAAAUUCAUUCAGCUAUCAAAUCUUGACAAUUUGUGAGUGUUGAUAAUGAUAGUAUAGACUACUACAACAUACCGUGUGCCUAACUCUGUAAAAAAUUGUAUGAAUAAUGAAUUGUUGGCGCCAGAUUGAUGCUGUAUGAGUCCUGCCUCAAACAACAGAGUUAUUUUGACAGAUACA
Molecule: messenger RNA, 1021 nt
Organism: Acanthopagrus latus (yellowfin seabream)
Lineage: Eukaryota; Metazoa; Chordata; Actinopteri; Spariformes; Sparidae
Product: calcium-binding protein 2
Exons: 8
Coding region: 137-784 (215 amino acids)
Molecular function (GO): calcium ion binding
Source: RefSeq, a predicted model, not a curated record